CAAAUUAGCUAGCAACAGCAAGCUAGCUAGCUACAUUGUAAUGAAUGUUUCAUGCGUUUCAACCUGUCCCCAAAUGAAUAUAGUUGGUUCAGAGUUUGUUUUGAUAUUGCAACCUGUGUCCUGAUCACGUCCGGUAUGGAUGGAUAAAAUCAACGUGUGCGAUGGCGCACGCGCGUGCCCGGUCUCGUCAGCAUGUGACUCAGCUGCAGCACUCUCUCAACUAGUGCUCUUAAUGCACACACCCCUCCGGCUCUCCACCACUUACUCACCCCCAGCAUCAGUAGCAGGUCACAGUGAAUUAUAUAUAAUUUUUCAGAGAAAUACUAUGGCCGCCAUGGUGCAAUUUAGAAGGAGCCCAAAAAUCCGCGACGAAUACAUUUUCGCCUGCGGCAACGUUUUCAAAGUAGCCCAAUUUGGUGGAAAACCUGUGAACAUGGCAGCAUUGCUUUGAGUUGACAGCCUGCACAUGCACAUUUCUGCGUCGAGACGACCAUUAGCCCCAAUGACAUAUUUCUGCACAUUCUCUUAGCUAGCCAACGUCGCCAUGACAUCGCCUACAAUUGUGAACAGGAUUUCUAUAGAAGCAGUUUCUGCCUCCAAUCUUCAUUCUGUACUGUCUUUGACUGAGCUACAAUAAGAUCGAAACCAAUCAGGUGGUUGUUCGACGAAACCAACGUCAUUGAUCACGUACUUCUGAUAAAGCGAUUGAGGCAUUGGCACAUUGCUUUGAAGUACACUGCUUAGCGAUUUUGAUGCAUGCCUCGGAGCUCCGGGAUCAAACGUAACAUAUGGGAAUACAAGGUUCAUAUCUUGUCUAACCAAGAUUUACAAUGUAUUUGACACAACGAAAUUAACAAAAUAGCAUGCAAACGUUACACCACGCCGAGUUCAAUCGAAUCGGGCCUGGCUAGCUAUCUCAAGUAUAAGUAGCUAGCUGUGCUCGUUUCACCCACCCGACGUGGUAUUAGCUGGCAGCAUGCAUAAUGCAAAGGGCCACUGUUAAAUCAAAGUGUGGGACACUGAACUAUGCAGCAUGUAUGUCUCCAAAAGGAUCUCCAAUGCCUAUUUUGUCUGUGAAAGAAGGCCCACUUUGACCUCUGCCACAGAGACAUGCCCACACAACUUUGCCGAAAUGCUGCCCACGGAAAUGAGCUUGAAGAUUUUUAGUGAACUGGACAUUGGCAGCUUAUGUUGUGCAUUGUUGACCUGCAAACUGUGGCACCACAUCAUUGAAGACAGCGACCACCUCUGGAGGAAUCAUUGCCUGACUGUGCGAGCUUUCUGUCAACAGGAGAUUGAUGGGGACAGACAGUAUGGACUGUCAUGGAAGGUCACCCUGGUGCGGAACUACAGGAGAGGUUUUCUGAAGAGCGAAUGGUUAAGGGGACGAUACAGCAACAUUCAUUCUGCCGAUGAACUACUGGACAGGAACAUGUGCUCAUUGGAUGUCGAGACUUGGGGCGAGAUUCUGGAAGCAGAGCUGGAGAGAUAGAUGCAAAUCCCAUAAAGAGCUAUGAAUGAACCUUUUAGAUUUUCUUUUAUAAUUAUGUCUUAAGGACUUAUUGAUUUGUUUUAUACCUUUUAUACAGUUUUAUGUGAUUAUGGUUAAUAAUCAUAAACUUAAAUAUUUUUUUGUUAUUCAUUAAUAUAUGGUAGGCUAUAUUCCAGGAAAAUAACGAUACCCUUUAAUGAAUUCCUAAAUCAGUGAUACAAUUGGGCCUUCACCACACUCAAUAAAAUGGGCUAUUAAGAUGUUAAUUUGCAUUUACAGUAUAGCACUUUUACGACUUGGCAGUAUUUAUUAGCUAUUUAAAUUCCUUUGGUUGACAGUGUGUAUAUGAGUUAUACUGUAUACAAUAAUACUCAUAAUGCACUGUAUCAGAUAUAUCGGGCUGGAGCACUAUAUUUUCUAUUUUAAUUAAUUUUGACAUGACUGUUCAUGUGUUCACUUCAUGUACAUCCAUGCAUAUUCAUGUGUUACUCACUGUAGGCUAUAUCACCAUGGAUCACCAUACAUUCAUUGAAAGACAUGAUUUUGAUGCACAAACACAUUUGGUGUGGUGCAUAAUAUCUUCAAUAGUCUAAUUCAAUUAUUGCAGAUAGUUUAAAUAUGGCAAUUGACUUUGUCUUUAUAAUUAUGGUACUAUCUGCCACUGUAUCAAAAGCCACACCCACAAAUUAAACGGCAAUGAAACUUCGGGUUCUUUAACAAAGGUCCACUCGUUCAGCAGCAUGGACAGGGCCAAUUCAAAUCAAUUGACGGGGUUUCUAACAAGAUCCAAUGUCAGCACUUCGGACAGGGAUAGCUAACAAUAUUCAAAUGAAUGGAUUCAGACAUUGAACAUUAGGAUAGUUCACCCUAGAGCGUUAAUUGUUGAUUUAUAGUUUAAUACAGUGUGUGGGCCUACAUCCUGCCGGUAUGUCCGUGCAAGCAUAUAGCAGCCUAAAAACAAAAUAUACUGAGUGUACAAUGCUUUCCAUGACAUAAGACUAUCCAGGUGAAGGCUAUGAUCUUUUGAUGUCACCUGUUAAAAACACUUCAGUCAGUGUGGAUGAAGGUGAGGAGACAGGUUGGAUAAUUAUUUUUAAGCCUUGAGACAAUUGAGACAUGGGUUGUGUAUAUAUGCCAUUUAGUAGGUACACGGGCAAGACAAAGAUUUACAGUGCUGUCAGAAAAUAUUCAUACCCCUUGACUUGUUCCACAUUUUGUUGUGUUACAGCCUGAAUUAAAAAUGGAUUCAAUUUUUUUUCUUACCCAUCUACACACAAUAUCCCAUAAUGACUAAAUUAAAAAAUGUUUUUAUAAAUGUAUUAGUAUUUUCUUUAAAUGUUUUAUUUGCAUACAGAAAUAUCUCAUUUACUUAAGUAUUCACACCCCAAUAAAUACUAUUAUCACCUUUGGCA
This is a messenger RNA of Oncorhynchus masou masou (cherry salmon), 2904 nucleotides long. RefSeq names its product F-box only protein 48. The coding region runs from base 1034 to 1492 and encodes 152 amino acids. Gene Ontology annotation, molecular function: protein binding. The record is from RefSeq and is a predicted model, not a curated record. Lineage: Eukaryota; Metazoa; Chordata; Actinopteri; Salmoniformes; Salmonidae. Gene Ontology annotation, biological process: SCF-dependent proteasomal ubiquitin-dependent protein catabolic process. Gene Ontology annotation, cellular component: SCF ubiquitin ligase complex. The transcript is spliced from 3 exons.